This is a messenger RNA of Chondrus crispus (carragheen), 927 nucleotides long. Its product is annotated as WD40-repeat containing protein. The transcript is spliced from 2 exons. Gene Ontology annotation, molecular function: protein binding. Lineage: Eukaryota; Rhodophyta; Florideophyceae; Gigartinales; Gigartinaceae. Bases 1 to 927 code for a protein of 308 amino acids. The record is from RefSeq and is a predicted model, not a curated record.
AUGUGCAUUGGAAGAGUAACCUCCGAAGUGACUGGAGAAAACCCGAGCGUGACGAGAGCUACCUGCGCAACUUUCUGUGAGAGGAAAGGGUAUGUUGUUGUGGGAUAUGACGACGGGACGGUAAGACUGUGGAGUGCAUCGGAGAGGAAAGUAUUGAGAAAUUUCCGCGGUCACAGAUCGGGAGUGCAUUGCGUUGCGAUCAGUGGGGACGGAAGACGUGUGGUGUCUGGAUCGGAGGACAAGAGCGUGCGGGUGUGGGACGUGGGGACGGGAGCACAAGUCGGGGAGGCGUUAGUUGGACACACGGGUUCGGUGCUUAGCGUUGCGAUAAGUGGGGAUGGAAGACGUGUGGUAUCUGGUUCGGAUGACAAGAGCGUGCGGGUGUGGGACGUGGAGACGGGAGCACAAGUUGGGGAGGCGUUAGUUGGACACACGGGUUAUGUGUACAGCGUUGCGAUGAGUGGGGACGGAAGACGUGUGGUAUCUGGAUCGGAUGACAAGAGCGUGCGGCUGUGGGAUGUGGAGACGGGAGCACAAGUCGGGGACGCGUUACUUGGACACACGAGUUCGGUGUACAGCGUUGCAAUGAGUAAGGACGGAAGACGUGUAGUAUCUGGAUCGGAUGACAAGAGCGUGCGGGUGUGGGACGUGGAGAGAGGGAUCACACUUCAUACCGGGAGGGAAGAGGAUUGGGAAGAAAUCAGGAGUCGGUUCCUGAAGACGGCAGACUUGAGUACUGCUUCUCGCGCAAGACGAACAUCACAAAUAUUUGCAAGGGACGAAAGAAUUGUGCAAAGGCGAGAGGAUGGGUCUGAGGCUGUCUUGGCCCAGUUGGACAAUGGUGGAGACAUGCAGAUAGACCACGAUCACGAGGUCGCAGUUGCAGGGACGGGCCAUCUGGUUGCUAUCAUGAAGCUAGUGGUGUAA